GGGGAAGAGGUGCGAGGGACGAGGGAAACGUCAUGUUCUCACUGCGUUUCGUACGGUUAUAAAGAUUUUUUCUCAAAGAUUACCAGGCGUGUAUCCAACCCAAAUUAAUUAAUUUAAAGUAUUUAUUUACAACUCUUUGCUUAAUAUUUUGACCUUGUUUAUGUUCGUUAAUAUUUUUUUUUAAAUUUAUGUUAGUUUAGAAAUGCAGCAUUCAUGUGAAUGUUUUGUAACUACAGUGAAAACCGCGCAAAAUCUAAAACGUGCGAAGUCUUUAUACACACUUUGUGUAAAUUAGUGGCAGAAUAAUUCAGGGGCGAACUUUUUAUUUAAUUGUUCCUCUUAGAAUAUGGAGCAUAAUACAACGGAUUUCCCACGGAACGAUACAUUGGGCGACUGGAGUUCUGGCGUUAGUUCGUCAACUGAUUUGGCGUUGCCUGGCGCGCAGUCUUCGGCGUUUAAACGACACCUCAUACGGAGCAGAUAUGGAGGUCCACCACCAAAGCGCGCAGUCCCUGCUAUCCGACUGGACGCUGGGUUCAAAUGGAAUUUGCAGGCUCUCGCCAACGCAGCCGAUGCAGUGGAAUCUGGUGGCAAGUCGCCGGUGUCGGCGCUGAACGAAUUGGGCGUUCGCGUCUCCUACUCUGUUCUGCAGCAGGGCGGACCAGCACACUGUCCUAGCUUUACCGUUGCCGUCACUGUGGCGGACAUGACGUUCGAGGGUUGGGGGCACAGCAAGCGCGAAGCUCGGGCUGCAGCAGCGCGCGCCUGCUUGGCGGCGUUGCUUGCACGCGCUGGUCGUCUACUGCCAGCGCCUCCGAGACACCAGGACUUCACCAGCGACGACCCUCCCAACGGACAAGCGUCGGAGUUCCAGUGUCUCGAGAUGAAAACGAAGCAGCAGAAUGCUUUGCCCAAGCCCGUGGUGGAGCCUCCAGCUGUGAACGUAUCGGCGAGCGCGGCGCUCUUCGGUCCCCCAGUACCGGUGCCGGCCCACAAGAGCCCCAUCAACACACUGUACGAGAACUAUCCCGGGCUCACCUUCAUCUGCACCUACGGGGACGGCUCGCCAUUGGACUCCAUGCAGGCACCGCUUCAGCUGAGUCACAGUAUGAGAUUUAAAGUGGUCUGUCAGAUCAAGGAUCAGAAGUUUGAAGGUUACGGGUCGAGUAAGAAGCUGGCGAAGCUGGCGGCGGCGCGCGCGGCGCUGGGCGAGCUGCAUGAGGCGCGCGCUGCGCCGCAGCGCGUCUUCACCUCGGCGCCGCUCCCCCAGCUGCUGGCCGACCACGUGGCCAGAUUAGUAAAUGAAAAAUUUAACGAGCUGAUGCGUGGUGACCUGGUGCACUCCAAGCGGAAAGUCCUCGCCGGCAUUGUGAUUACCAUCAACUACAGCGUGGAAGGUGCCAGGGUGAUAGCUGUUACGACUGGCACCAAGUGUGUGUCCGGGGAACAUAUGUCGGUGACAGGAAUGGCCCUGAACGACUGCCAUGCUGAGGUGGCAGCCCGUCGUUGUCUCCAGAGGCAUCUGUACGCUCAGCUUCUGAUGUAUGCGUCUUCACCAGAUCCCCGUAAGCCCAUACCGCAAUCAGACCUGGAGCCAUUGCCUGACGGCGGGUACCAGUUGAAGCUGGACCGUCAGAUACACUUAUACGUCAGCACGGCGCCUUGUGGAGACGGACGGAUCUUCAGUCCACACGAGCAUAAUGAAGCUGAGCCGGACAAACACCCAAACAGACUCGCCCGCGGACAGUUGAGGACGAAGAUAGAGUCCGGAGAAGGCACGAUUCCCGUAAAGAACUGCAACAACUUCAUCCAAACCUGGGAUGGAGUUUUGCAGGGCGAGCGGCUGCUGACGAUGUCGUGCUCGGACAAGGUGGCGCGCUGGUGCGUGGUGGGGCUGCAGGGCGCGCUGCUGGCGCGCCUGCUGCGCCCCGUCUAUCUGCACGCGCUCGUGCUUGGCUCGCUGCUGCACCCGCACCAUCUUCACAGAGCAAUAUGCGGCCGAAUCGAGAGCUACAUCUCAUCUCUUCCUCCCCCGUUCCGGCUGCAUAGACCGAUGCUGGCGCGCGCUGCUAGCACAGAAGCGCGCACCCCGGCCAGGGCACCGUCGUUCAGCGUUUGUUGGAGCUGCGCCUCCCCGGUGCCGGAGAUAGUGAACGCGACCACGGGCAAGCUGGAGAAUGGUCAGCCAUCGCUGUUGUGCAAGCAGAGCAUGUUCGCGAGGUGGCAGUACUUGGUCACCAGACUCCCACUCUUACCUCAGGAAACAGAACCGGGCGUGAUUAACAAGUCGGUGCCUUCAGAUUUGGAGAAUCUGCCUUACAACGAGGCCAAACAACUCUGCACCACUUAUCAGGUAGCCAAAGAAUGUCUGGUGGAGGCGUUCGAGAAAGCAAACCUCGGACGGUGGGUGAAGAAACCAAUCGAGCAGGAUAAUUUCGUCUGCGACAUACAUAAUCCAGAUCCGAAUGCGCUGUUCGCCUAGACGGACAACAACCUACGCGUUUGUAACACUGUGCAGGCAGGAACCACGCAGUUGAAUGAAUUUAGAGAUGUUUCCAUUAAUUGUUAUGCGCAAUAUGACGAAAAUAUUGAAAAAUGUGCAAUAAAAGACAAACAAAAUGAAUAUAAUAAUGUAGCCGAGGUUUUUGCGGGUAGUAGUAAAAAAACGAUUGAAAUAGGGGCGUCAAAUUAUGAAAACAAUGAAAUAAGUCAAACUGAGAGUAGAACUAACAAUAAGUUAUUACAAAAUAGUUUAAGAGUUGAUCCAAAGUUUAGUAAAGACUCUUUAGAAGUUGAUAGCAAUGAUAAAGAACGUGUAAGUUGUUCUAAAGUAGAUUCAAAUACUUCAAAUUGGUUGGGUUGUAGAGCAAACAAUCCAUUCGGUACAAAUUUUAAAUUUAGGUUUAAUAUAAACGAAAAAAAGAAUAACUUUGAUUGUAUAAAUGAUUUACAUCGUUUUAAUACGGAAGCUGAGAUUGCUAAUCAGAGAAAUGUAAAAAGUAAUCCAGUAUAUAAUUUCUUAAUAUC
Parnassius mnemosyne (clouded apollo) is the source of this 3027-nucleotide messenger RNA. Lineage: Eukaryota; Metazoa; Arthropoda; Insecta; Lepidoptera; Papilionidae. The record is from the annotation of a GenBank genome assembly.